This is a messenger RNA of Epithele typhae, 771 nucleotides long. RefSeq lists its product as uncharacterized. Lineage: Eukaryota; Fungi; Basidiomycota; Agaricomycetes; Polyporales; Epitheliaceae. Gene Ontology annotation, biological process: error-prone translesion synthesis; error-free translesion synthesis. Gene Ontology annotation, cellular component: nucleus. The coding region runs from base 1 to 771 and encodes 256 amino acids. The record is from RefSeq and is a predicted model, not a curated record. Gene Ontology annotation, molecular function: deoxycytidyl transferase activity; DNA-directed DNA polymerase activity. The transcript is spliced from 4 exons.
AUGGACAAAUUCGUAACAGCCAAGAAACCAGCAACCGCACCCGCCGCCACCGGGAAGGAAGAGAGCCUGCCUCAACGCCAGAAGUUCAAAUACAGUCCGUACGGUGUGCGCAAGGCCGACGAGCGCAGAUUCGAAACCUGGAAAGAUAGGAAACGCACAGAGAAGAUUCUUGCGCCCAUACGAAAGAAAAGGAAAAAGAAAAGGAGACCCGGGUUGCGUCGUCUCGGCGCUCACGAAACAUAUCCUACAUACCCUCGGGGACAGUCAAACCCCAUCACGCAUUCCGACAUCUACAAUCGCACAGAUCAUAUCGUGUCCGCCGCUACUGGGCAUCAGCAAGGGGAUGGCAGAGGACCUGGAGCACGCUACAUGAAGGCGCGGGACAGAAAACUCGCCGAACAGCUGCCCGAGACAUCUUCACAGGUGCUGAGAGGCGUCCGAGUCUACAUCAACGGGUACCUGGAAAAUACAACGGACAUUGAGAUGAAGCGCAUCGUCGCGCUUGCCGGUGGCGAAGUACAGCGGACAGCAUCCGGGGCGACACACGUCCUGACGUCCCAACAGCUGAGUGGGACGAAAACUCACAAGCACUUGACGAGCAAGUCGAAAGCCGUUGUGCACGUUGUGCGGCCGGAAUGGGUUUCGGACAGCAUCGCUGCGGGACGCCGGGUACCGGAAAGGGAGUAUGCAGUCGUGAAGAGCGCGGCGGUGGCGGGAAUCGCGGAUAUGUUUCGUUCUGCAGCUCCAAACAAGGACGGAGGCUCAGACUGA